Marmota monax (woodchuck) is the source of this 2942-nucleotide messenger RNA. RefSeq names its product endogenous retrovirus group FC1 Env polyprotein. The record is from RefSeq and is a predicted model, not a curated record. Lineage: Eukaryota; Metazoa; Chordata; Mammalia; Rodentia; Sciuridae. The coding region runs from base 834 to 2531 and encodes 565 amino acids. The transcript has 2 exons.
GGCUCCAGCUUGUUUCCGGGUGGGGUUGGAUGCUCAAAGAUUGUGAGCAAUGAGCUAGUCUGGAAAGGAAGGAAAGGAGGAUCACAAAGUUACGGAGCAAGGAGACUCUGCCAGGAGAUGGACUGAGUCGUCUCCUGUGCAAGUGCCAACACUCUCUCUGGCAGGUUGGAUAGAAGCCUUCCCUACAUCCAGGGAAACCGCUGACACCGUCAUCUCCAUCCUCAUCCAGCAGAUCAUUCCCAGGUUUGGAACUUCCCGCCACCAUCAAGUCAGACAAUGGUCCAGCCUUCACUUCUGCAGUUGUUCAACUAGUCUCCAAAGGCCUGGCAUCACUUGGAGGCUCCACAUCCCACACCGGCCCCAAUCCUUGGGUAAGGUUGAGAGGGCUAACGGCAUUCUCAAGGAUCAUCUCACUAAACUUGCUGUUGAACUCAGGCUCUCCUGGCCCAUCUCCUUCCAUUGGCCCUCACCCAAAUUCAGGCAGUCCCCAGAGCCCCCUCAGGUCUGAGCCCCUUUGAGCUACUCUAUGGGUGCCCUUUCUUAAUCAGCCAGAGCUUUCCAGCCACUCCUCCUCCCCUUGUGUCCUACCUGCCCUAUCUGACACUUCUACUCAAACUCCUAAGGGAAUACGCAGACCGGUGCCCUCCUUGGUCAUCCAUUGCCUCAAAUCCAGCGCAACCACAAACCGGAUUGGACCCUCUUCAAGUGGGUGACACAGUCUUACUUUGAGAGCUGCAUCCUCAAUCAUUGAAACCUUGCUGGACGGGACCCCAUACAGUCAUACUUACUACCCCAAUGGUGGGCCAAGCUUUUGGGCCACUCCCCCGGGUACCAUGUCUCCUGCCUUAAAAAGGUGCCUGUUCCAAAUGUCCAGUCCUGGACUUCCAUCACGCUGGGGCCAACCAAACUCAAGAUUUCUCACUAACCCUCUUCUUCUUUUACUAAUUAUGAAUUUCUCUCAAGCUUCUAUCCCAACCCACAGAUGGCGCUUUUACAUCCUAGCGACAUGGCACCAGGAUGGCACCACCCGCUCUCAGUUUAUGGGUCAAGGCGAUUGCCCUUCCACUGGCUGCAAUCGAGCGGUCACCCUUAACAUUACUGGAUUCAACAGGGCCACCUCGUCCCACCUGUGUGCAGCAAUGCUAUGCUUCAUAUCAGACCAAACUGAGGAAUCUUGUAAGCGCUGGCCUGACACCUAUGGCGGGUGUCCUUAUAAUUCAUGCAAAAAACGCUUCCUAGAUAAGCCUUGCUAUGAGAAACGAGCACACACCAAGUUAACUAUUUGGGACCCAUGGGAUCCGAAAUGGGCUUCCGGUGUUGAUGGUAAAUUUUAUUCUUGGGGUUUUGCCCAGCUCCCCUCAGCCUCUAUCAGAAUCUGGAGAACUUAUGUACAAGUGUUCCCUCAAAUUCACAUAACCAUCCAGGGGCCAGAGAAGGAACUCCAAUACCAACUGGAUGCAGUUGCCCAUCCUAAAGCUGACCCUUUCUCAUGGAUGGUCCUAAUACGUCAGGGCCUUCAGCUCCUCAAUUUAUCCAAAGUUAGUAACAUUUCAGACUGUUUCCUCUGUGCAGGUUUGGAUCAUACUCCAUUGACUGCGAUUCCCAUUGAUCUUCCUCUCAAUACCUCAACCAUAUCCCAAGGGCCCCCCUGUCCAGCCUUUGAGGAAGUACCUCUUUUUCAUAACUCAUCAGGGAAUUUCCCCUGCUGCUACACUUCCUCUGGUUCGGCACCCUGUGACCAGAUCAUUCGGAUCUCUUCCCCAACCUUUGCUCCGCCGGGGUUCUUUUUCUGGUGCAAUGGUACCCUAACAAAAAAUCUAAGCCUCAACAUGCCUUUUGCUUUCUGUGUUCCUUCCACCUUGGUUCCAAAAUUAACUCUGUACACUGAGGCUGAAUUAACAUGGUAUGUCACCACCUCCCUUUCCAGGACAAGAAGGGUCGUCUUUCUACCAGUAGUAGUUGGACUCUCCCUGGCCUCCUCCCUUGCUGCCUCUGGACUGGGGGCAGGAGGACUUGGUUAUGCAGUAACCGUUACUCAGAAGCUUGAACAACAAUUUCGGGAAGCAGUAGAGGCAUCAGCCGCUUCUCUCGCUUCCCUACAAAGGCAAAUAACAUCUCUUGCCCAAGUUUCAUUACAGAACCUUCAAGCCCUAGAUCUCCUGACGGCAGACAAAGGAGGACCAUGUCUAUUCCUGAAAGAAGAAUGCUGCUACUAUAUCAAUGAAACUGGAUUGGUCGAAAAGAAUGUCGACACCCUCUAUCGUUUGGGUGAAAGACUUAAACAGCAACAAUCAAAUGACCCUUGGCCACGCUGGCUAAACUCUGCCCUCAUUUCAUGGCUGACUCCCAUUCUCACUCCUAUGUUAGUAAUAGGAUUUCUAUUAAUGAUUGCUCCCUGCAUCCUCAGGUUUGCCCGAAAGUGCAUGGAUGAGAUGGCCAGAGUUACCUACCAGCAGAUGCUCCUACACCCCUAUGGUCGCCUCCCUACCAAACUGACACCCAAGCCACACCUUUCCGCCCAGCGCCCCUAGCCAGCAGGAAGUAGCCAGAUGGAAUUCAGCGCCCUGUAUCAUCAAAAAGGCUGGGAUGUUAGGUUGGUUUGAGGUGGCUAAGGGAAAAAUGCACCAGGCAACCUGCGCAUGCGGAUGAACAACCCCUCAGGCGCCGACAGACAAGCAGUGAUAAACACCUGUCAAUCAGCAGGGUCUCCUGACCAAUCCUGGAAGGACAUGGAGCUCAGCAAGAUCCCUUGACCAACCCCAGGAGGACAAGGGACCCUAAAAAACCCUCCUUUUCCUGUCCCAAGCCCUCCCUUCCUGCCCUAAGCCUGAUGAAAUUCCAAUCUGGCUGAGCCUGGGUAUGACUCACCCAGACCCGCUUUGUUGGGCUGGAGGGUCUCGCCCAGGAGUGAAUCUCAAUAAAGCCUUAUCAGCAGCUUUUAA